AAAUGUUUUUUUUUAUUUCGCAAUAGGUAUAUUUUUUUUUCUUUUGAAAAUUGCGUAUCCCAGUUUGAGAAACACUAACUCUUUAAAUAUCCGUAUUCGACCAAUGAGAAUGCAACAAUUUCGUAUUCAGUUUGUUUGUGGUUCGCGGUUCACCGUUUGUCCACAACGAUGAAUAUCUCUCGUGUAAAGAGGCCAUGAAGUUGUGAAGCAUGAAGACAGACACAGAAGGCCACCGCUCAAUUAGUCACUCUAUGAACGGUACCGGUAACCUCACAUUACAACUUGUUGAAAUCGUUGAAAUAUACAGUUGUAAUGAUCUUUAGGGAACGACAUUAUUUUAACGUUUUAUAAAUAAAAUGCAAAAGUGCAGAAUCUGUAAUGGUACAGAUUUCUAUAAAGAGGCUGGCUAUUUUUUUUGUCAAACAUGCCAAACGCAAAACGAGGAUAUCAGAGAGGAGGUCCUCGAAUUACGAAUAGAUACUUCAACCCGAUUGAGGAAAACCAGAAUUAGACGAUUGAGAUCAGACAAAUCAGGCGAUGAGCUUGGCUGGACUUCGUGGGAAUUGUAUAACUUUGUUCUCAUUGGAUUGACAAAUGAACUCGUAGAACUAGGUGUAUCAUCUGAUAUAAAGUUAACAGUAUUACAAUUAUGGGCAACUUAUUUGGGGAAGCUAGAAGUUGCAUUUAUUUCAACGAAAAAAAAAUCUGUACCAAAGCUGGCUAGAAGAUAUAACAAAAAGGAUGCAGAAAUUAUUUAUGGUAAAGUGCAGUCCCAAAGGAGGUCCAGAAAGCGUAGAAAAAUUGGGAGCAGUACAAAUACUUCUAUGAUAUCUGCUUAUCAAAGCGGAGGUAGCUCUAUGCGAGAAUUAAGUAAAAAUAAAAGACUUUUAGCAACUGCAGAUUAUGAUAGGUUUCUUCAGUCUCAAGGUAGUUCUGAAGGUGAUGGGCUUAGUCUGUUUAGUCAAAGUGCAUAUAGCAAUCAAUCCAGUUCAAUAAAAUCCUCAAAUAAUGAGGGAAAAGUGCAAUUCAGUUCUCAUGCUAAAGAAGAAGCAAGAAAAAUCAAAAGAUUAUCAAGAAAUAUACCUAGAUAUAAAAGAGCCAGCUAUAGAAUAAACCACAUAAGUACUCAAUAUAGGAUAGGACCUAAUAUAAUUACACCUAUGAAGUUAUGGGCAAUUGUGUAUAUAGCUCUUAGAAUUCAUGAUCAGCCCAUACAAUUAGGAGACAUGUUAAGAUAUGGAAGAGAAGGGCAUUUAUCAUACUAUAAGUUAGACCAUUUAAUACCGCCAGAAGUGAAUUUAACUAAAAGAGAAAGAAAUUUCUUAUCGCAAAAUGUUGAAAUUACGCAUAAAGGAAUGAGACGAAUCAUUGCGAGUAUCGCGAAACUUCUUGGUGUAUGGGAUAUAGUCUGUCCAGACUUCUUACCUCUAAUUAGUCGAUAUUGCCAAGAAUUAGGAUUACCUAGUAUCAAACUAUACACGGAAAGACUGAUAGCUUUAUCGCCGCCCAAAAUGAUAUUUAACGGAAAGAAGUCGUACAUUCCAAACUACGAAGGUCGUGCAAUAGCAUUUAUCAUUGUAGUGCUAAAAACUUUACUUGCUUUAGAUGACAUAACUGAAUAUCAAGUUAGCAGGAUAGCAGAGAAAAUCAACAGCGUAGCUAUUAAACAGGGCUUGUUAACAGAAAAAUUGUUCAGUUUUCAAGAGUGGCAAAAGUAUAUUGAAUGUAGAAAAACAAUUUUAACGCAUUCGCAUUUUCCAACCAAGAUGAAGUAUGGUCCAGAUACACACGGAAUCGACGAUCUGUACUUUAAAUUUUUGGAGUCUAUAACUUCUAAAGCGGACAAGAAGGAAACAGACAUAAAAAAUUCUAAACAUUUUUUACCGGAACCACUCGUUAACGCUAUGACGACAUACAUUUCUAAUUUAAAUGUAAAUGAUUUUCCACCAAAGGCAAUAGAUGUAUUUCCACCAUCUUUAACGCCUCUUCAUUCCUAUCUCCAGCAUUUAUUGGAUCAUCCACUUUAUGACAUUCCUAGUGUCGUAAGAAACGAUUUUUUUCUUACAAAAGUUGGGUAUAUGACUAAACCUGAUUCUCUUAUAGAAUUAGCUAUGGAGUGUGAUAUUAAUUUAGAGAUAAUUGAUUCAAGUUUACAUUUUCUUGAAAAAGUUGUACCUCCCUUCGAGCAACCCAGAAUGCCAAGUAUAGAGGAAUUAAAGCAGCUCGUAGAUGUGCAGGAUGAUUCUAAUACCCAACACACGGAAGGAAGUGAAAAUCUAAACGACUACUUGCAUAGAAAAAUACCGUGUAGAAUAAAAUUCAACGUUGCCAAAGAACAGUAUUACGACAAGGUUCGAAGUUCAGCAAAGAAUUUCAGAAAUAUUGACCUAGGAAGUGACUUUGGUUUCUCUGAAACUUUGCCGAAUGGUAGAUUAGCAAUUCCUAAUGAUAGCGAUAGCGAUAGCGAAGAUGAGAAGGAAGAUAUCAACCUUACCAAUAGAGAAAGUAUACUACUGGGAAAGAAAUUGUGUGAAAAAUACAAUUUACAUUUAUCAGUCGCAGAAAAAGAAUCUAUUAACGAGUCGGAUAUCAGCAAGAGAAUGCGUUUUAAAAAACACAAGCUUCAAUUUGCGCGAAACGCAAAGGGUCAGUUCAUUAAAGGAAGUGCUGUAUCUAUAAACGUUGAAGAAAAUAACGAAGAUUCCCUUUCCGAAACGGAUUUAGCUUUUCAGACGAGUACACAAAUAAAUUUGACAGAAAAGAUGCAUAACGAUAUCGACAAAAUUAUGGAAGAAGAACUACCCUUGUGCGAGGGUAUAGAUAUUAAUAAUAUAACAAUUGACGAUAUAGAUACUGCCUUUCCAAAUUUGAACGACUAUUUCAAUUUGAGCGAAAUUUCGUUAUUUCGCAAUAGCGACGAUAAUUCCAUGUUAGAAACUAAUUUGGAGAAAGACAUAGCUAAUAACAAAUACCAAUUCUUUAGACCCUUCAAACAUUAUUGGAUGUAUCAUUGCAUCUUUAGUCGUGUGAAACCAAAGAAUUUCGCGGUAUUUGAAAGAUCGCUACCACGAAAUUUUCGUUGGUUGUUAAACGAGUGCGCACUUGCCGUGGAAAUGUCCACGGAAGACUUAUACGAAGAAGUGUGUCUGAUAGAAACUUAUCACGCGAAUAUUUUAAAGUCUACUUCCGAGGAUAUCAAUCGCAGUAGCACAGAUCCGAUGUCGAAAAAUCAAAUAAAUUUAAUUUUAAGCAGGUGGUGAAAAAAUAAAUAAUAAAUUUAUUAAAUUAGUAUGUGGUUUGUCAUUAUUCGAUGAAAAAUUAAGCCAUAACGACAUAAAAUUUUGAUACUAAUAAUAAAAACUUCAUCACUCCUACAAAAGAAUAAGAUUUUAUUCAGUUGUAGAAUCGAGAUAUAAAUGUAUGCUUCUGAUGAAAGAAAGACAAAGAUAUAUGUGUAUAUUUUAAUUUCUCAAAGUACGCUUCUGCGAGUGUAAGCACGGUUAAAUUUGAAACGCUAAAAAAUAUAGUAUAUCCUUGAAUUGAUCAUAUAUAUAAAUCUCUAUUAUCGAACACUAAACCU
Hylaeus anthracinus is the source of this 3580-nucleotide messenger RNA. It is a transcript of the gene TAF1B, whose product is annotated as TATA box-binding protein-associated factor RNA polymerase I subunit B. The transcript has 10 exons. The coding region runs from base 357 to 3260 and encodes 967 amino acids. Gene Ontology annotation, biological process: nucleolar large rRNA transcription by RNA polymerase I; RNA polymerase I preinitiation complex assembly. Gene Ontology annotation, cellular component: RNA polymerase transcription factor SL1 complex; RNA polymerase I core factor complex. The record is from RefSeq and is a predicted model, not a curated record. NCBI's taxonomy places the organism in Eukaryota, Metazoa, Arthropoda, Insecta, Hymenoptera, Colletidae. Gene Ontology annotation, molecular function: RNA polymerase I core promoter sequence-specific DNA binding.